AUGAGCUUCAAUUUUACAGGUACGACUGGACGGAAAAGGAACAUAAAUCUUGGAGGUAGGUCUCUAACGACUAAGAAUAAAUCAAUAUUCCUAAAAACUGCUCAAUUAGAACGUGAAAGGAGAGAACGACAACGGACGGAAAUGCAAUCGGCAGUUUUCAUUCAAUCUGCAUGCAGAAGAUAUCUGGAUUUAAAGAGAACCAGAGGAGCAUUAUCCGAAUCGUGGGGUACUGAUGGUUCUAUUGGAUCAUUUGUAUUUUUUUUCCCCUAUGUGGUCAAGGAACAAGAUAAGAACAGGUCAAUCGAACAACUGAGGAUAAUUGAAAGCAUAGUUAGCGGGUUAAGUGAACACGACUUAGAAAAACUGAUAGAAACAUUAGCUUUGACAUUUACAAAACUGGGUGAUCCAUCUUCCAGCCCCGUAUUAUCGUUGAGUAUAUUAAAAGUGAUGGAUGUGAUUUUUGAGAAAUUGCCGAAGUUUGAACUUCACUGCUCACUAGCUCAACAAUUUGCGAAAUGCUUGCUAAAAGCAUACAUUGGGGAACUUAAGCAGGCUUUGUAUUACAUAAUGAAGUUUUCUGAACAUUUACCAUAUACCAGCUCGAUUGAAACGCUUACAUACAAAUUUAUUGAUCCACUAGCAGACUCAUCGAAGAAUAAAUGGAAUAUUGAGUACGACAAGUUUCUCAUGUACAUUUUGAAAAAUCCUGAUUCGGAGCAAUGUUUUAAAACACUUGAUCAAACAUCGGCUAUUACUUUAGUUGUAAGAUUGUCAGAGUCAAUUCACACAUAUCCUGAGUUGGUGAUAAGUAAAGAAGCAAUAUAUCCGUACUUUUUCCGAAAUGUUGCAUUUUUGCUUGAUUUAGUGGACUAUCCUAUAUUGGUACAAUCAGAAGAGGAAAUGGCUGUCGACUACAAGAGCACGUUAGUUAUACCCAAUCGUGAUUUCGAAUCCCUCAAGUUAUUGUACGAAACAGCGGAGUUUGAUAAGUUUCAACGUCUUCAACCUAGUAAUGAUAUACUUUUGGAUUAUAUUUCAUCUUUGUUGCAUUUUAGUUCGUUAAUUAAGAACGACAGAAGUAAUACUCUCAAAUUGCGUGUUGACUUGAACUGGAUUCUUAGAGACAAAAAUAGUUUUUUAAUUAGUGAAUGCUUCAACCGAUUGUCGGUUUCCAAAUUGGCGAAUGACUUUCUGAAUUUUGCAGAGCUGCAAAAGUUCAUUAAAGUUCAGGAAUAUAAUAAAUGGUGGAAUGCUAUGUUGAUAUUUCAAGAAUAUUUACUUAAUCUCCUAACUUUUUCAACUAAUGAGAAUUUUUUCAGUUUAUUAGUGAUUUCAAAGGAGCAAUUUUUAGCCUACACCAACUUUUUGAAAGUGUUUGUUAGUGAAAUCCUACUCAAAUAUAGAGAUGUUAAGAUUGAAAAUCAAAGUAGAAAGUUCUUUUUGUCGUCUUUCAAAAAGCUACUAACAUUACUUCACGGACUUUACAUGAAAGACUUAAAGUUGAAAUUCACAAGCGAUUAUAACUCUAAAAGCUAUAACAAUAAAGGUAGCUUUUGGAUAUUAUCGAAAUUUGAUCUUGAUAUUAAUUCAGUGGUCAAUAUUGUUCCAAUAAUUGAUCAAUUGCAUCAGUCCUUGUUGGAGUAUGAUGAAGGCGAACAAGAAAAUAACGAAGAGAAUGAUUAUCUAAGGGAACCACAUCUUCUUAGUUUUCUUAAAUCUUCCCCACCAAAGAAGGUGAUUGAUUCAUUGUACCUACUCACAUAUGCACCGUACAUGAUACCAUUUGAGAAAAGAGCAGAGAUUUUCCAUGCAUUUAUUGAGUAUGAUAAAAGGGAUAAUGACAUCAAUUCAUGGUUCCCCACAAAAAUUGAGGGGGUUAUUUCAAGGGAUAAUAUCUUGUUUGACGCAUACAAGUAUUAUGGGAAAACCAGGGGAAAAGACUUCAAACGGCCUUUUGCAGUUCAAUUCAUCAACCAUUUUGGAGAAGCGGAAGCGGGUAUUGAUGGAGGAGGACUAACAAAGGAACUCUUGACGAGUGUUGUAUCAUGCGCAAUGACUCCUUCUGAGAGUAACCGCCAGGCUAACAGAGGUUUAGAGUUUUUCAGGAUAGGCACUGAUUACCAUUUAUAUUUCAAUCCGGAGUUUUAUUUCAAACUAUACUACGAAAGAGAACAGCACAGCAAAGUGCCAUAUGCAUGCAGUAACGAAGAAUAUUUGCACAUGUGUCAUUUCUUGGGUAUGGUUAUUGGGAAAUGUUUGUAUAGCAAUAUAUUACUUGACGUUUCCUUUACAUCAUUCUUUUUAAUUACAUGUGCUAAAAUGGGAGGUCAAUAUUUCAGAAAUUUAGUUGGUGAUAAAGUAGAUUUUAUCGGUUAUUCUGUAUCUCUUGAUGAGUUAAAGAAUAUUGACGAAGCUUUAUAUCAAAGUGUCAAUUAUAUUCUAAAACAAACAGAGGAAUCCAAGUUCAAAAGUAUGGGUAUCCAAUUUUCAGUUGACGACGAGUUUUAUGAUAUUAAUGGGAAAAACUAUCAUGUUAGUAUUCCCUUAUUGAGAAAUAAAGAUGGAUCAGUAGUUGAAGUGACGAAUGGCAACAAAAUGCAAUUUGCUAGAAUGUUAGCAAGCUUCAAACUAUCUAAGCAAAACAAACUCGAGAUGAAGUCGUUUGUGGAUGGACUAUUCCAAGUAAUAAGACCUCAUUGGCUACUCUUAUUCAACCCCAUAGAACUACAAACCCUAAUAUCUGGUGAUGAUGAAAUCGACAUUGAAGAUUUGAGAAGGAAUGUUGUUUACGGAGGGGGUUACACAGAAGAAGACCAAACAAUCAAGGAUUUGUUUGAGAUAUUGCACGAGUUUAAUCAUGAAAACCGAUCCAAAUUUAUCAAAUACGUCACCUCCUCCUCGAAACAACCGUUAUUAGGCUUCAAAGAGCUUGAUCCACAUUUUGGGAUAUUCAAUGCCGGUGCAGACACCAAUAGGCUUCCAACAGCAUCUACUUGUGUGAACCUCUUGAAACUCCCCAAUUAUAAAGACAAAGACCAACUACGAAGGAAACUUCUUUAUGCCAUCACUAGCAAUGCCGGAUUUGACCUUUCAUAG
Molecule: messenger RNA, 3096 nt
Organism: Pichia kudriavzevii
Lineage: Eukaryota; Fungi; Ascomycota; Pichiomycetes; Pichiales; Pichiaceae
Exons: 1
Coding region: 1-3096 (1031 amino acids)
Biological process (GO): protein polyubiquitination
Molecular function (GO): ubiquitin protein ligase activity
Source: RefSeq, a predicted model, not a curated record